Molecule: messenger RNA, 1358 nt
Organism: Paramormyrops kingsleyae
Lineage: Eukaryota; Metazoa; Chordata; Actinopteri; Osteoglossiformes; Mormyridae
Source: RefSeq, a predicted model, not a curated record
GGCCAUCCACAAACAUAAAAGAAGCCAUGGUGCUAUCAUUGGUGCAGACAUUCCCGACCAUGAAUGAUGGAUCAGACAGUGGCUAUGACAUAUGGUACACAAAAGCCAGGAAGGUAAUAAAGGAUGGAGGAGUGUUCCACUACCCAGUCACGGGCUUCCUCGAAGAAAGACUACGGAACGUUAGAAAGAGGUCAAACCGUGGGUGCACCCAACAAAUGCCUGAAGCCACCCAGUCACGAAGGGCAUACAUACCAGAAUCAACCAUUCCAGAAGAAAGGGCCUUCCAACAGAAGGAAUGGCUGAAACACAAUUCAGAGCCUUUCACCCAAGUGCAGUCCUACAUGAAGGACACAGUGUUAUGCAGAGCCAACUGGAUCCGGGAUAAUAGCUCCAAGGACAUACUGGAACUCUUCACAGAGUACCCUCAUCUCACCAGUCCAGGCAUGAUAGCACAGGACUUCCAGGUGCUGCAUGGUGAGGCUGCACCUAAAUUAUUUGAGACCUGGAUCCCUGAAUAUGCUGAAAAGGUCCUGUACUUGGCGAAGCAGGACAACAAACUCCCUUCACUUUCUGUUGAGGACAUGACACUGGAUGCCAAAGGGGAACUAGCGCUAACACUGCUACCCACCAUGGUGCCACAGGCCUUCUACAGGGUUUGGAAGAAGACUAUCCGGCACUCCAUUGAAGAGUCCCGGACAGCGUUCAUACACCAAAUGCCUCUGCCCGAAACCUUGACAACCCCGGUUCGGUUGUCUACUGCAGCGGAGGCCAGCAGUGGUGAUCUAGGGUUUGGACACCGCAUGGAUCUUGGAGAUCCCCGCUCAACCAGGGAGGACCUGUUGCUUACAAUUAAGCUAAGGGAGCUCGAACUCGAGAUCAAGAGACAGGAGUACCAGUCUCAGCUACUCCGUGUCUGGGCAGUGGAGAUUGAGGCAGAAAAAGAGCUGGAGUUACGGCAGUUGAGCAUGGGUGACCAAAAACCGAUGCCUCUUCCGCGUAAGCUCACCGAUAUUGACCUCGAGGACACGUUCAUGUCCGUGCCAGUAUUAGACAAACCUUUGAAAAUUGAGUCUGUGACCCCGGUUCCCGAUAACUCUGUUACCUCCCCUGAAGUUCCCUCCACUAGGGAUGCACUGAUCUCGGCUCAGAAAGAGGACCCUUCCUUGGAACCCUGUCGUGCCUCUGCUAUGGACAAGCCUGACGUGAAGGAGCAUCCCACAGCAUACUUCUUCCGCGAUCGGGUCCUAAUGCGACAGUGGUCCCCACCAGACUCGCCUUUUGAGUGGGCUACGGUGUUCCAGGAAAGGAAUGGGAUGAGGGGGUACCUCUCCUCCUUUUUGCUAUUCGUGAUACUGUGA